CUCCAGCAGUCUGUCUGACAAAGGGGGCCAAAGGAAGACAUCUGAUCCAAUAUAAUUGAACAGCAGUUCUGUGUCAGUUGAGAAAUCUGACACCAGUUGCGCUGAAGAUGAAUUUAAAUUUCACAUCCCCAGUUCAUUCAGUGUCCGUUCAAAGACCAACAUCUUUCUUUAUUGAAGAUAUUUUGUUACACAAACCAAAACCUUUAAGAGAAGCUCCUCUGCAGCAUUUCUCCAGCUCUUUGGCAUCCAGAGUUCCUCUUCUUGACUAUGGGUACCCUAUAAUGCCAACCCCAACCAUUCUAACACCUCAUCCUCAUCACCCUCUUCACAAGGCGGAUCAUCACCACCCUUACUUUCUGACAACACCUGGUGUGCAUGUUCCUGCUCUGUUUCCACAUCACCCAGAUUUACCGGGAAAACACUGCCGGCGACGGAAAGCACGGACGGUCUUCUCGGAUUCACAGCUCUCGGGCCUGGAGAAGAGGUUUGAGAUCCAGCGGUACCUGUCUACCCCAGAAAGAGUGGAACUCGCCACCGCAUUAAGUUUAUCAGAGACACAGGUGAAAACCUGGUUUCAAAACAGAAGAAUGAAACAUAAAAAACAAAUGAGAAAAACUCAAGACGACCCCAAAGUCCCCUCCGGUGAAGAGUGUUCAGAUCCAAGCGUACACGAAAUAGAACUUGAGGAGAAAAUGUCGACAGAGGCUAAAAUCUUAAGUCGCCAGAAUUCUUUUGCUAUUGAAGAGACUGAAGAUGUGGAUAUUAUUGAAGAUGACGAUAUAUGUUCUUCGGAACAAUUAAUAUGAAGAUAAGCUCUCUGACACUCUAAAACUGACUUUUAAAGACAUGGACAACUCUAGUCGAUGAGCACUAGUGGGAUGCACACACUGUUUGUAUGUUUGAUAUGCGUAAUGUUGUUGGAGAUUGUUGUGAGGCCACCAGUAACUGUGAACUGAGAACUUAAGGCUAUGUGUCCAAAGCGUCCUAUCUUACAGGUGUCCCAGCUGCCCGCUGUCUAAAUAUGAGAAACGUCUCUUGUUUUACAAUAGUGACAGACUGAUACUACUUUUAAAAAGCUAUGGCAGCACGGCAUGCAAACGCAAUUUAACAAUUAGUAAUAUUACUGGCAACAGUAGCUGGGACAGCAUGAUAAUAAACUCUUAUGGGAAGGCGAGAAAGUGGUGUCGGGGUUAACAUAAAAAUAAUUCAUUCUACCUAAAUGCGUUUUAAUUAUGUGAAAAUGUUUAUAGAUAGCGUGGUUGUUGUACUUCCAAAUUAUUUUUGUAAUAAAAGUUUACUCUUCGUGAACAUUUACAUUUUGUUUACAAAGGUUCAGGCAAAGACACGCCAUACUUUGCAUGCAUUUUAGCUCAGUAAUAAUUUGUUUUCAUCUUUGUCUCCAGAUCUUACAAAAUAUGUGGACACUGUGAAUGUGCAAUGCAAUGGAACACAAGUAUAGAAGUAUCCUUUUAAUGAAGGGUUUCUUUUGAAAGUUAAAAGAUUUUACUGCUAAUCCUAUUGACUCCAAUAAUUUCAAAGUAUUUGAAGACUGCUAAAAAUGGGCCAUUGGAGGGGAGGCGCCUUCAUCCAGCUGGUUGGUCAGUUCAGCGGUUCCCACAACCCAGUUUCACAGGACUUAUUGUAAUGCCAGAUCAUGAGAUUUGUUCAGCUUUCAGACUGCCAAGCAGAGAAAAGUAUAUAUAUCUGACAAAGAGGUUAGUUGUGACGGUCCCAAAUGCUAAUGUUUUAAAUACUGUUUACCUUUGAGAAGCAUAUUGCCACAGAUUGUGCUGAAA
Molecule: messenger RNA, 1796 nt
Organism: Protopterus annectens (West African lungfish)
Lineage: Eukaryota; Metazoa; Chordata; Ceratodontiformes; Protopteridae
Gene: BSX
Product: brain specific homeobox
Exons: 3
Coding region: 108-806 (232 amino acids)
Biological process (GO): regulation of DNA-templated transcription
Molecular function (GO): DNA-binding transcription factor activity, RNA polymerase II-specific; DNA binding
Source: RefSeq, a predicted model, not a curated record